ACCAAAUAGCACUCGCACCUCUCACAGCGAUUAGAAAUUAGACUUUUAUAGGAGAUAGGAUUAAUAGACUGUAUUGAGAGGGAGAGUGUCAGUUUUCUGUGAGCAUUCUUGGAUACAGAAUGGUUUGUAUGUCCUCCCUAUUGCGUCUUCCUCGAUUGGUGCGAAAUCGUGGAGUAUUUUACAGGUUCAGCAGUACAUUGACGAGUAAUCAAGAAAAGGAAAUUUCGUUCGCUGACCAUCGCACUGCCUAUGCCCAUUUGAGCCGCGCUGAAAUUCUAAGAGCCUGGAUCGUUCUCAAGUUAUGCUCUCUCGAUUUUCUAUUGCAAAACAGCUUAAAGGUACUUGAAACCAGUAAACGAGUCUUUGGGCGAGGAUUGUUAGAAAAGAUCCUUCGUCCAACCCUAUACGAUCAAUUUGUUGCUGGAGAUGAUCCACAGUCGCUGAAAGAAACGGCAAACAAGUUAAAACAGCUUGGUAUCAAACUAAUGAUUCUUCCUUCACUAGAAGAAGAUAUCGGACAAAAAAGUGAUCAAAAUCGCUACAAUGAUAAUGUGGAAGUUACACUGAAGUUAGCCGAAAUAGCUUAUCAGCAUGGAGGUCCCCUUUCUUGUCUCCAAACGAAAAUCACCGCAUUAAUCAGUGCCGACUUGUUGCUGAAAAUAGCGGAACGCAAUCGGGAUAAGGAAGAUCAAUUUUGCACGAUAUCGUCAUGGGCAAAUUAUAUGUUGGGCGGAUCAUUCACUCCCGUCUCGUAUCUCAAUAAGCAAGAAAACAUUGAAUUGGAAAUGGGCCUUGAACGGUUAAAAAGCGUCGGCGCAUUUGCAUCCGGACUUCAACUACGUUUACUUGUUGACGGUGAGUUUACUUAUCUGAACCAAGCCAUCUCAAUCGCCGCUUUAUCCAUGGCUGGCGCUUUUAAUCAAACAAGACCUGUGGUUUGGAAUACCUAUCAGUGCUAUUUGAAGGACGCCUUUGACAAGAUCUGUGGCGAAUUUGAUGUUGCCCGGCGAAUGGGAGUUGGAUUUGGAGCUAAAAUCGUAAGAGGUGCGUACCUGGAACGCGAGCGCCUUUUAAGUGCUGAAGGAAACUAUCCUGACCCGACAAACCCAUCCUAUGAAGCGACUUCCGCCGUUUACGAUAGGGUGGUGCAGCAUAUGGUGGAACAAGUUGCCGCCCUUGGAGGACAACGUUGUAAUGUGAUCGUUGCUAGUCAUAAUGAAACAUCUGUAUUAAAAGCGCUGUCGAAAAUGGGAUCGUUGGGUAUUCUACCCACAGACAACACUGUCGUUUUUGGUCAAAUUUACGGAAUGGCCUCCAAUAUCACCGUGAAACUAGCUUCUGAAGGAUACAUUGUGUAUAAUUCCGUGCCGUAUGGUUCGCUAUUUGAUGUGCUGCCUUACCUAUCACGUCGGGCAACGGAGAACCGCGCGGUUCUCAAAGGCACUAGACGGGAACGGACGUUAUUGGCACGGGAGCUGAGGGCUCGUUUUCUUGGUUUUUGACUUUGCGAUUAGGUUUUAACAUCUAACAAAUUUUUGUUUCAUUUUUUAAAGCAUUUUUUUUAUUUCAUAGCAUACUCAACAACGUAUUAAAUUUAAUGGUAGAAUGCUGUUAAGACGAAUCGCUUUGAGGAGCGAAGUUUUAGCUUCUGUGUAGUCUCGAAUUAGAUAGUUAGCGUCACUGUAUAUUUCGACGUAAAAAAAAAGAAUUAUCGGUA
This is a messenger RNA of Daphnia pulex (common water flea), 1717 nucleotides long. RefSeq names its product hydroxyproline dehydrogenase-like. The transcript has 7 exons. The record is from RefSeq and is a predicted model, not a curated record. NCBI's taxonomy places the organism in Eukaryota, Metazoa, Arthropoda, Branchiopoda, Diplostraca, Daphniidae. Gene Ontology annotation, cellular component: mitochondrion. Gene Ontology annotation, molecular function: proline dehydrogenase activity; FAD binding. The coding region runs from base 120 to 1502 and encodes 460 amino acids.